UCUAUCUCUCUCUCUUUAUAGUCCCUCUUGGUUAGGUAUACAUAUAUACAUAUAUAUAUAUAUAUAUAUUUAUAAUUUUUUGGUUUAAGAAAGAAACAUAUGGAAGGUUCUUGUUGUUCAUGGAAGGGAAUGAUGGAUGAUGGGGACGAACCUCAUGUACUGGCAGUUGAUGAUAACCUCAUUGAUCUCAAACUAGUUGAGAAGUUACUCAAGAACUCUUCUUGCAAAGUGACUACUGCUGAAAAUGCAUUGAUGGCAUUGGAGUAUUUGGGCUUGGGAGAUGAUCACAAGAACAAAUCAAAUGGCAGUGAUUUGAAGGUAAAUUUGAUAAUUACAGAUUAUUGUAUGCCAGGAAUGACGGGCUAUGAGCUGCUUAAGAAAAUAAAGAAGUCAUCCAACAUGAAGGAGGUUCCAGUUGUGAUCAUGUCAUCCGAGAACAUCCCAACUCGAAUAAAUAAAUGCUUAGAAGAAGGAGCUCAGAUGUUCAUGUUAAAGCCAAUCAAACAAUCGGAUGUGAAGGAAUUGAGACGUCGAAUGACGAAAUACAGAAGCUAAAAGCAUUCUUGAGGAAGUUAGGAGGAGCAUUUAGGAGUACCUGAACAGCUAGAGGAAGCCACAUACAUAACCAGUUAACUGAAGACCACUCAGAAGCAUUCUGUUAUUAGACCAGUUUGCUUCAGCAGGGAAUUAGUUCAUUUUACUUCAAUUUUACCCUCUACCUCCAUAGAAUUCAAUCACGAGUAGUUUCAAUGAAAUUUUCUACUAUUUUUCCUGUUCGGUGUCCGAGAAAAUUUGGCAUAGAAUGCUAAUUAGGAAAAUGAGGGUGGGUCUUGGCCCCUGUUGCAAAGGAUUGCUCCACUGUGAAUGGGUCAUGAGUUUGAAACUGGAAACACUCUUUUCCGAUGCAAAAGUAUGGUUACAUGAUACAUCUAACACUCCUGAAUAACUAACAAAGUCUCGUGCACUAAACUAGUCCAUCCUUUUCGGAUGAAGUAUGCCCUUUUACUACUGAUUAUGAAAAUAGUUGUUAUUUCUUUUUCUUUUUAAAUUUUCCACCUUUUACUGUCCUACAACUUAACUUUUCUUAAUUCUUAUCUUAGUAUCUCUUCAUAAUUCAGAAAAAAAGAAAAAGAAAAAAAAAGAAAGAGCUAUAUAAGGAAAUAAAAUGUACAUU
Molecule: messenger RNA, 1174 nt
Organism: Cornus florida
Lineage: Eukaryota; Viridiplantae; Streptophyta; Magnoliopsida; Cornales; Cornaceae
Product: two-component response regulator ARR17-like
Exons: 5
Coding region: 100-555 (151 amino acids)
Biological process (GO): cytokinin-activated signaling pathway; phosphorelay signal transduction system
Source: RefSeq, a predicted model, not a curated record